Messenger RNA from Linepithema humile (Argentine ant), 2674 nucleotides. It is a transcript of the gene APC7, whose product is annotated as anaphase-promoting complex subunit 7. Gene Ontology annotation, molecular function: protein binding. NCBI's taxonomy places the organism in Eukaryota, Metazoa, Arthropoda, Insecta, Hymenoptera, Formicidae. Gene Ontology annotation, cellular component: anaphase-promoting complex. Gene Ontology annotation, biological process: positive regulation of mitotic metaphase/anaphase transition; protein ubiquitination; cell division. The record is from RefSeq and is a predicted model, not a curated record.
AUUCAAUGGAAUAUUAUUUUCUGUUCGCUUCAUCCAUUGUCAUAUUAACAUAUCGAUAAACUUGCCGCUAUUUUGACGACUUUCUUUGGAAACUGCAAAUUUUUCGAAGAUUAUAACACAGUUGAAAAUAAAACACGAAACUUAUCUUCUUCAUGUUUAAUAUUGUUUUAAUAUCAGUAUUACACAAGCUAUUACGCACGAUUAUCAUCGAUUUAUAUUUUCUAAUUGCUUGAAGUUAGGUAGAGUAAAUGAAUAUUUCAAGUCAAACUUCCUGCUAAUACUUUUUUCACUACUAUGAGUAGCAUGUAUCUGUUAUGAUUAUAGAAUUUUCAUCGUACGUAAGAUAUUUCGCAAAAAUUUUUAGUUUAGUUAAGAUAAAAUAAUUGUGAAAUGCAUGGAAAUUAUAUUAUUUUUUAAGACUAAACAUAUAUUUAUAUCGUUUAUAUUUAAAGUGACAUUCUGCUUUAUCAUAUUUGCCGCCCGAGCAUACUGCUCUCUCUAUUGGUCCAUUUUGCAAAUAUUCUGUAUUGCUUUGCAUCCUUUGCAUCAACCGCGAGAAAUAACAAUAAUCGUUUAGGUUAUAUAGGUUUACUACAUAUAGUGUUUAAUCUGUGAGAAGUUUCGAAAAUUUUAUUUUUUGUAUAUUUUAUCUCAGAUUUAAAGAUUUGUUAGUGAUCUGAAGUGAAAUCUGUCAAAAAACGCGAAUCAUGUCAGGGUUAUUUGAGCAAAUCAAACUGCUUUACGAUCAGGCACUGUACUCCAAUGUGAUCUCCCUGACAAAUUUAGUGCUUACUCUCAGCGAGCAUAAUACUGAUCUGUUACCUGGUUACAGCAAGUUUCAUGUAUAUAUCUAUUACGCGGAUGCUCAUUUUCAUUUGAGCAAGUAUCGCAGGGCAGAGACUCUGUACAAGAAGGCUCUGCAAUUCCGCAAGUGUUUGUUGAAGUCUAAGGGCACGGGAAAGCCUUUAUUGGAUGGACAAAAGGAUUUGCCGUCAGAUGUCAACAUCAAAUACCAAAUUCACUUGUGUCUGGUGAAAUCGAAAAAUCUACAGGAAGCAUUACAAGUAUUGCAGAGCAUUCCUGGCAAGCAGCGUACUGCCAAAGUAAACAUGGCACUGGCUAAGAUGUUCCAUGAGCAGGGAAUGGAGCGAUCGGCCAUUACUACAUAUAAGGAAGUCCUGAGAGAAUGUCCAUUGGCCUUGGAAGCAGCUGAAGGCCUUUUGUCUUUAGGGGUAAAAGGUGUAGAAGUCAACUCCUUGAUUGUCAGUUCUCUUUCCGGUUCGAUGAACUUGGAAUGGCUUAAUACAUGGAUCAAGGCCCAUGCUCACAUUCACAACAGGGAAUAUACUCAUGCUGUAACUGCUUUGAGAUCACUGGACAAUGUUGUUCUACUUAGAGACAAUUUUAACCUAAUGACUAUUAUGGGUGAAUGUUAUUAUUAUGCUGGUGAUGAUAAGAAUGCUUUGAUGUGUCUGAGACGAGCUCGUGUUAUUGAACCAGAUAUAACAAAAGGGGUAGACGUGUACGCUGCAGUUCUUUACAAGAUGCACCACAUCAAAGAACUAGAGCGGCUAAUACCGGCAAUAACCGCAAACAACGAAUCUACCGGCGAGAUUUAUGUGGCUAUGGCCUAUUCCAUGUAUGCUGCUAAAAAGUGGAAUAGGGCAAAUAAUCUCACCGCUCAAGCGUUGAACAUGAAUCCCAGUGACAUAGAGGCCAUCAUAUUGCGUGGCAACAUUCUCAUUGAACAGAAGAAAUAUCAAGAUGCAUUAUUUUUCUUUAGACAUGCGGUGCAAUUGAAACCAUAUAGAUAUGAGCCGCAUAAAGGCUUAGUAGAUUGUCUCGUCGGGAUGCAUAGACUGCGAGAAGCUCUAAAUAUUGCCAGCAGUUCUUGCAAACAACUUGGGCAUACUGCAAGAGUUCUAACGUUGUACGCAUCUGUUUUAAUGAAAGAUCCUGUAUCAGUAAGUAAGGCCAAAAACCUUCUUGAAAAGGCACUGUCCCAAGAUGAAGUUUACUUAGCUGCAGUAUACUUGCUUGCGGAAAUAUACGAACAAGAAAUGAAUUUGGAAGCAGCCAUUGAACUGUUGGAGAGACAGGUGGAAAUUCAUUCUACCUCCAAGCUUCAUCAGAUAUUGGGAGACCUGUGGGCAAGGGUGCACAACGACGAGAAAGCUUUAGAUCAUUAUGCCAUAGCCUUAAACUUGGAUCCGAGCAACAGGAAAGCUCUGGAAGGAAUGCACAGAUUAGACAAUUCCUCCAGUAAAUUAGAUUCCGCUUAUUACAUGACCGUAGGAGAGGAACAGGCCGACACAACUUAUGAUGUCGGAGAUGGAUUACCAGAUACGGAUAAUGAAGAAGCACCUGAGGAGAGCGAGACUGAAGCUAUUUGGUCAGAUAUGGACUUGGAAGCCAACAGCCAGUAGUAUUAUUUAUAUAUUAUUUUAUAGAAACAAUACCCAGUGAUAAUUUUGAUUAAACUUUCGAUUUUUUAAAUAAUUUUCAAUUUACAUGUGCGUAUAUACACACAUGUGCUCACACAUACACCAAAUCACUUUUAUGAAGAAAGAUUUUUUUUACAGAAUUAUGCGUAAAAUGAAAUUAAUUGUGAUGAAUGUUAUCGAUGUUAGGUAAAUUAAUGAAAUUAAGAUGUAUAAAUUUUUUUUAUUUAUGA